Molecule: messenger RNA, 2203 nt
Organism: Exophiala oligosperma
Lineage: Eukaryota; Fungi; Ascomycota; Eurotiomycetes; Chaetothyriales; Herpotrichiellaceae
Product: glycerol kinase
Exons: 5
Coding region: 517-2088 (523 amino acids)
Biological process (GO): triglyceride metabolic process; glycerol-3-phosphate biosynthetic process; glycerol metabolic process
Cellular component (GO): mitochondrion
Molecular function (GO): glycerol kinase activity
Source: RefSeq, a predicted model, not a curated record
AUCCGGAAGGCCUGACCACCAUCAAACGUACCGUUGGACUAGCCCGGCAGAAGUGGCUGGGUGAGCUGUACAUACAUACAGCAAAAACGGAGAAUCUCGUGCACCUUGGUCUUGUUCACCUUUUCCUUAGCCCGAAACUAGACCCUUUGGCCUGCGCCUCGCAAGUUUGAUCGGCAGUUGAUAGAAUCUUGGUGGCUCACUAAACACAUUCCGGACCAGGAGAUAUUCCUCGAUCAGGCCCAUCAAUUGCCAAUCGCCUCGCACUAUUUCACGUGGCUUGAAGCUAUCUCCACGAACCCCGGACUUGUCAGACGUUGCUGCACUUCGGUAUCCGGCACCCCGACGCUUGUGUUGGAGGGAAGGCAAACCCCCAAGGACACUCCGUAGCUUCAUUUGGGGUCUUGAGUAUCUCAGAUCCUGGAGAAUAGCCCAAACGCUUAACUCCCACUGGACUUUGGCCUUUGCUGAUAUAUUGAGCUCGAUUCGCAAACCCCAUCCUAGGCCAAGAUCGAUUGGAUGUUGGCUGCAAUUAGGAACAAGAUGGGCGAUACCACGAAAGGCUCUCACGAUGUAUUCGUGGGCUCCAUUGAUCAGGGAACCACAUCAACUCGCUUCCUGAUCUUCAACCGAGAUGGCGAGCCUGUGGCUUCGCAUCAGAUCGAGUUCAAACAGAUCUAUCCACAGUCAGGUUGGCACGAACACGAUCCACUUGAGAUCAUAACGUCCGUAGAACAGUGUAUCGAAGGCGCUGUCAAAGACUUUGAAACUCAAGGGCAUUCUAGUGCAAAGAUCAAAGCCGUGGGGAUCACGAAUCAGCGCGAGACAACAGUCGUGUGGGAUUAUGAGACGGGCGAGCCGUUGUACAAUGCCAUUGUCUGGACUGAUACUCGCACUCAAGCAUUGAUCCGCAAAAUCAAGCUCCGGCUCGGUGCCGAUCGGCUUCAAGAGUUAUGCGGCCUGCCCUUAUCGACAUACCCCUCUGUCGGCAAGUUGUUGUGGCUCCUUGAGAAUGUCCCCAAGGUCAAAGAGGCCUAUGAGAAGGGCAACUUGGCCUUUGGUACUAUCGAUGCCUGGCUGGUCUACCGGCUAAACGGCGCGACCAAGAAGAAUGUCUUCGUGUCGGAUCCAACCAAUGCCUCUCGCACCUGUUUUAUGAACCUGAGAACACUGGACUAUGAUGAUCAGCUCAUUGAUUUCUUCCGGCUUGAUUCCAGUAAACUCCGCCUGCCAAAGAUCGUCCAGUCAUCCCAUCCGGAAGUUUACGGAAAGCUCGAGUCCGGAGUUCUGAAGGGUGUGCCUAUUACAGGAUGCCUGGGUGAUCAGUCGGCAGCAUUGGUAGGGCAGAAAGGGUUCACCCCAGGCCUAGCGAAGAAUACCUAUGGCACGGGAUGUUUCCUUCUGUAUAAUGUUGGCGACCAGCCUGUCUUCUCCACCCAUGGCUUACUCGGUACGGUGGCGUACGACUUCGGCAAGGGUAAACGCAUGUAUGCUCUCGAAGGCAGCAUCGCUGUUGCCGGAUCAAGUGUGAAAUUCUUGGUGGACAAUUUUGGUUUCGUGGAAUCUUCAAAUAAGAUUAGCGAAUUGGCAUCGACCGUCGAAGACAAUGGAGGCUGUGUCUUUGUGACUGCUUUCAGUGGACUAUUUGCACCAUAUUGGAUUGACGACGCACGAGGAACUAUUUAUGGCAUCACUGCCUACACACAGCGCGGCCACCUCGCCCGUGCUACACUCGAAGCAACAUGUUUCCAGACACAAGCGAUUCUGAGUGCAAUGGAGAAGGAUUCGGGUCACAAACUUGCCGAGCUUGCUGUUGAUGGUGGCAUGAGUAAUUCGGAUUUGUGCAUGCAGACACAAUCGGACCUGAUCCAGAUCCCGGUGAUCCGUCCCAAGAUGCGUGAGACGACAGCAUUGGGAGCGGCAAUUGCAGCUGGUUUGGCAGUGGGUGUUUGGGACAGCAUUGACGAAUUGAAAGACAUCAACGUCGAAGGCAGAACUGUGUUCAAGCCGCAAAUGGAAGAAGCGAAGAGCAAGGAAAUGUUUGGACGCUGGGAGAAAGCUGUUCAGAUGUCAAAAGGUUGGUCGUCAUAAUGUGCGUCUUCAAGUCUGAAGGGCUUCUGGGGUCGAGAUGGGCCGCGACGAUGAUGAAGAUUCCAGUUUUGGUAUGAUGAUACAAGGACAGGUUUGAUGAUACAGAAACGAAUAG